AUGGCUAUUCAGCUGGAGAACGACGACGCGAUCGAUGCGCCCGACCGGAUUGCAUCAAUUAUUAUUUACAAACGGCUGGGAUUAACCAAAGGUUUUCUGCUCAGGUGGAUCAAAACCGGAGCAGUCCACGACUUCGUGUUCGUUGGCAAGGACGUGAUAGCAACCGCGUCGGGGAAUUACGUGAUAUUCUACAACUUGGGAACUAAAGAGAAGAGGAUCGAAUAUUUCAAUGACGCGACCAGAGGCGAAGGCGCUUGCUGUUUGGCAGGACAUCCGGUCACUCCGAUGUUCUCAAUGGCGGAACGAUGCUACAGCCCGAAGAUAUACGUUCACACGUAUCCCGAGAUCAGAAAAGUCGCCGUAUGCAGACUUGACAAGGGUCCGAACUCUUAUCUCUCGUGUUGCUUCGCAGGUACGGAAUAUCUCUUGAGCUUAACGUCCUUCCCGAAUUUCCAGCUGAUCGUCUGGCUUUGGAGGACUGGGGAAAAAAUGACCUCUGUGGAUACGAUGCUCACGGAUGAGAUUCAAACGAUCGAAGCUUCGUUGAUAUCAGCACAUUUGGUUUAUCAGUUUUCACCUGCAGCGGGAAAACUCUGGACUUACGAGAUUUAUACGUACUCCAAAAAGAUUACCGUUAUUAAAAACUGUAUAAAUUCGAUAGAACAUAAAAUCGAUUGCGUUUGCUGGACAAACAAUGGUAAUUUGUUGCUGUGCGACAUCUACCAAAAUGUGUAUAUUGUCAGCAGCGAUGGGAAGAAGUGUGCGCUAAUCAUGUGCGGGGAUAUAGAUGUCGAAGCAAGGAAACAAAUUUCUGUUCUUCCAUUUCUGAACGGAUUCGUAAUGGUGGAUAAUAACUCGCAAUUAACUGUGAGUCUAUUUAUUGCUAAUACGAAUUAUAAUAAUAAAUCACUUUUAGAGAUUAACUCCAGUGAGGUGUGUAACGCUUCAUGGUUUAUCAAGUGUUCUUCUCAUCCUAUAAAAAUGAUACUGGCACGUCACAAAGAAGCGAUUUUGAUUCAUACUGAUGCUGGAAAUAUCUUGGAAUUGUCCUUUAACGAGAAUCAACCAAAUUUGGAACGAAUUUUCGAAACUUGCCGAAAGUUUGUAAGCAUGUGUAUGUUGAAGCCACAAGAAUCUCAUAUCGUUGUACUUGAUGAUUCGAAUAGUUUAAAACUUGUUGACAUUUUUGACGGAGACGUUUGCACAGAAUUUGACAUUGAUAGGAAUGAUCAAGUUAAUAUUUGUUAUUAUUUUUCAGUACUUUGCAUAAAAACGCAUCCUUAUAUUCCGUUACUAGUAGUGAGCACGACGUCAGGAAAGUGCAUUAUUUUCAUCGCAUCAAAAAAAAGUUUUCACAUGUUAAAAAUGAUUCACUUGCAUCGAAAUCCUUUGGAGAGAGUAAAAUUUUCCAAUAAUGGUUGCCUUUUUGGCGCCGUAUCGACUGAUCCAAGUCAUAUUUUUCUGUUAAGAACCAUCGUGAAGAUGGAAAUAAUAGUAUUUUUUCACAUGGCUUUAAAGAAACCUAUUGUAGAUUUUCUCAUUUUUGAAAUUCGUGAAACGGUACGAUUAGUGAUUCUCGUUAAAACAUUUCCCACUGCACCUGCUGGCGAUUUCAUUGAAAUAUAUUCAGUGAACAAGUGGGAAAAUUCGUGUCAAAAGAUUCAUAGAAUACAUUUGCAUGGCCAUUACCAGAAUUUGAAAUAUGGUCCAGGAAAUGUCUGUGAUUUUAUGGGGAUACCAUACCUUUUGAAACAAUUACAUCUAUAUAAAAUUGAGAGCGAUUUGAUUGUUUUGACAAACGUUCUAUUUUCCGAGCAUAAGCUAAGGAAAUUCGACAUAAGUGUAUCUAAAACCUUUACAGUUACAUGUGGAUUUGACGGCUUUGUAAUUUUACGAGAGAACUCAAACUUAUCGAAAAGUCAAAAGGUUUUUAUGGUGCAUCACUACCAAGAAAAAGGGACCAAACGAUCUCUAUCUGCAGUUUGUGGCAAGAUCAUCCUUUCAUUGGGAAAAAACGGUAGUCUCGUUUGUAUAAAAAAUUGCGAAUCGCAAGAAGUAAGCAAAGACGAAUUUGUGGAAUUUAAAAAAAAUAUAGAAACUUUUAAAUGGGAAUAUAUAGAUAUUGAAGCUACAAUUUAUGAUAACAAAACAUUUCUCGAACUCGAAGACGAAAAAACUAUUGAACGCGAGAGGAAUGAUAUGCUACGUAUAAAAAAUAUUACUUUGAAAGACUUGAGUAAUUUGAAGACUAAGAUCAAAAGACUGUUAGAUUUAAACGAGACAAAAAGUUCAGAAUGUCGAUUACCAGUAUCCACAUUUGAUUUGGAUAGUGAAAAGAGAAAUAAAAAAAUUAAUAUUGCUCUUAGUGAACAAGAAGAAGCAAAAGUAUAUUUGCAAACAAGUAUCAACCAGAAAGAGAAAAUUAUUGAGUAUUUAAUGAAAUCAUUUUGGAAUACUUUAGAGACCCACGACUGCACGCUUAUUUCAUUCAAUUGUAAAACUUACGUUAAUAAUUUUCGAUUACGCCAUAUGGAUAAGCCUGAAAAAAUGGAUGAUUUUUCUAUUGAACUUUUUAAUACUCCUUUGCUGAGUUCAUGCUUAGAAAUUAGUAAUUGUGAGACGGAUCAGCUAAUUCUCGAGCCAACCAUGUUCGAAGAAAUUCUACAAAAAUCCAACAGAGAUGAAGAGUUUUUGUACUUACAAUACAGUAACGACAUUGUCUUUACUGGAUCGACAAGUUUCCAAUGGAUAAAAGAUGCUGUUCCACCAAAUCAAUUAUUGAAAACAGUCUUUGACGACAGUCACCAUGACAUUAUUACAUCUAGAGAAAAUAGAUUAAAAAUUUAUUUUAACAAGAGGUUUGACGAAAUGAGGUCUCUAAAAAAUAAUGUACUAAUCGACAUGGAGGAUCGAUUAAAAAGAUUGAUAAAAUGCAAAAAAGAACUGAAAGAGGUGUUUGGUGUUACUUUCGAAAAUGAUAAAUUCGUCAACAUUAAAUGGCACUCUACCGAAACGCCAGAAGAUGUAGUUAUGAUUAAGGAAGAAGAGAUUCCGUUUGAAUUUCAAAAGGAUAUUUGCUUGAAUAAUGAAAAUGAAAAGACAAUUAAUAAUUUAGUAGAAGCGGAAAGGACGAACAUGAGUGUUCCAGAUCAUGAAGUCGUAUUUCGAGCAGCGAAACUUCAGGAUAUGAUGGAUGGUCUUUUAGAAGUAAGAUGGGAAGACGAAGUAAGAAAAGAUGUGCCGAAGCCAGAAUGUUUAUUACUGAAGCGUCCCUCGCAAUAUGACAAAAUCGAUAUUGCAGCUGUAGAAGUUUAUAAACAAAAAAUGGCUAAAUUAGAAGCCGAACGAAAAAAAUAUAAGUUGUUCUUGGAAACGGAGAUCAAAAAUAUAAAUGGUAAUAUAACACCAUGUUCUCAUAAAAAAUCAGGUUGAGAUAUUUAUCACGUUUCAGAGCAAAUAAAGGCCGACAUCGAGAAUUUUGACAGAAAGACGGAAGAAUUCGCUUUAGAAAAGAUAAAAAUAAAAUCGGCCAUCCUACAAGAAUUCCUUUUACGAUUGAACGACCAAAAAAGACGACUUCUGAAGGAUUACGCUAACAGAAAAAUGUUCAGCAUCGUUAAUCACGAUUUAGUAAUAUUGGAAAACGAAAAUAGAACCUUGUCGAACGAAGUGACAAGCAUAGAACCAAUAGUAACAGAUUUGCGAAACAAAUAUGAAAGUUUAAAUAAACGUGAUAGAGUUUUGGAGGGAAAAUUUCGAGGCGAAUUCGCGGAAUUGAAACAACCGAUAGUCGAGCAUUUGUUGAGACAAUACAAGCGCCGGCCACGAAUCGGCCAAAUUACUUGCACCUCGUUGACCUAUUUAGUGGAAACGAAUAAGUGUCUAAUGGCUGGUAAAAAGUCGGCAAUAUUGCCGCGGGAAUAUUUGGAUUUUUUGCGCGGAAUGGACGCGCUAGAUGUGAUGCCGAACAGUUUACCUCCGCAAAUCGAUACCAGUCAUUGGCAAUCCCUGUGCAAACUACGCAGAAACAAAGUAGAAAUAGAAAUCAAGUUGAGAAUCGCCGCUUUGGAAUUAGCUGAAGCCGAACAGACUUUCUUCUAUUUACAAAAGCUGAGCUCCGUGGCACAGAGCAAGAUAUUUUUCAUGAAAAAUACCAUCGAAGAAGAAACGAUAAAGCAAUCGAAGUUCUUGAAAAAUCCCGAAAUACAGCUGGUGCUGAAAGCUGCGCAAAUAGAAAUACUGAUCACCGGAGAUAUUAAUAACUUUGAGAAUGCAGCUGUGGUCACGUGCAAACAACUCGUAGAUGUCAACAAUGAAAUUAUUAUGGAAGGAGAGAAAAAGAUUGCAGCUAUGCGAGCCUUGAUGAAGUUGAAGAAAAGUAUUCGCUUUAGAAGCUGGAAGUAUCAGUGCAUGUUUAAGAAGAUGAAGCAUCUGAGGGAACACCUUACUGUUUUGCAAAAGACUAAGAUUGGAAAAGAAAUGCAAAACUACUUGGUAGAAAGGCUCGAAGACAAAAUACAGUACAAAGACGCCACUUCGUGCGAUAAAAUGUUGAAAUCGGUUCAAAGGAAGUUCGAAAGGAUGUUGGACGACGAGAGAAUCAACCUUCUGAGGGUUCUCACCGAAAUAAACUAUUGGAGCAAAAUGAACGUCGAACUGAUCACGAGUAAAGAACUGUUCUCGUUAAAAAAGCAGAAACAGAUCGAACAGCUGGAAGAGGAUCAUUUGCGGAAGAGAAACAGGCUGUUCCAUAAAAAUCACUUACGUUCAAUUAUGGAAAGAACAAGGCUCGUUGAAACAGUGAAAGAAAGUCAUAACGAACUCAUGAACCUGCAGACGCAAUUGGAAUUGUUAAAAUUGAAAACUUACCCGACGCUGCGCUGUAAGGACGCGUCUUAUUAUAGGAGAAGUAUAUUGAAGAAAUACAGCUAUACUUGAGCUGUACGAUAUUUUACAAUAAACGCCAAGAGGAGAAUUUAGCGUUGAAAUUAAUGCGAUAUCUCCUAAUGAUACCUUUUCCUGAUUGAUAAAGCAAUAGCGCGCGCAUGACUGUACACACCAUUGAAGCUCGAAACAAGUUUGCCCGCGCGCGCGCAGCCGGAGUCGUAAAAUGUCACGAAAAGCGAGGCAAAGCGAGAGAAAAUAAAGCCAUGGAGGCAAUGAAGAAGGUAAAAUAGGGCUGAGCGAAAGCGUAAAUUCCUCGACUAUGUCUGCCAGGGAUUGAACUCACUGUCAAAUGAAAGCCAGUCUUUUAUACUCGUUGACCCGCAGAAAAAUUGAAAAUUAAAUUAUUCUAAAAAAAAUCAGUUGAAGCGAACCGUGUAGCUCUAUACGAACACUCGCGCGUGUAGCAUAUCUCUCCCGUCUCCGAGUGAAGUUAGCGAGCUAUACCUGGGCAGAAUUCUUUCGCAUUCUCCGAUGGCGCGCUGAGAGCGAAAGCCAGUCGAGCGCGUGUAGUAUAAGAGAGAAAGAGAGAGAAUCGAUCUCGCAUCU
Messenger RNA from Nasonia vitripennis (jewel wasp), 5493 nucleotides. RefSeq names its product cilia- and flagella-associated protein 43-like. Gene Ontology annotation, biological process: cilium assembly. The transcript has 14 exons. The record is from RefSeq and is a predicted model, not a curated record. Lineage: Eukaryota; Metazoa; Arthropoda; Insecta; Hymenoptera; Pteromalidae. Gene Ontology annotation, molecular function: protein binding. Gene Ontology annotation, cellular component: axoneme.